GCGGCCCGGCCCCGCGGGCACCAUGCACAGCCUGGCCACGGCCGCGCCUGUGCCAACAGCGCUGGCUCAGGUAGACCGGGAGAAGAUCUACCAAUGGAUCAAUGAGCUGUCCAGCCCCGAGACGCGGGAGAACGCGCUGCUGGAGCUGAGCAAGAAGCGGGAGUCUGUGCCUGACCUUGCCCCAAUGCUCUGGCACUCGUUUGGCACAAUUGCAGCUCUCCUGCAGGAAAUUGUAAAUAUUUAUCCGUCAAUCAACCCUCCAACUCUGACAGCCCAUCAGUCCAACAGAGUGUGCAAUGCUUUAGCUCUGCUCCAGUGUGUUGCAUCACAUCCCGAAACAAGGUCAGCUUUCCUGGCAGCUCACAUCCCUCUCUUCCUGUACCCCUUCCUGCACACGGUCAGCAAGACGCGGCCGUUCGAGUACCUGCGGCUCACGAGUCUCGGAGUGAUUGGGGCAUUGGUGAAAACAGAUGAGCAAGAAGUGAUAAAUUUCUUAUUGACAACAGAAAUUAUCCCCCUGUGCUUACGUAUCAUGGAGUCUGGCAGCGAACUCUCCAAAACGGUUGCUACGUUUAUUCUUCAGAAAAUCCUCCUGGAUGACACAGGACUGGCGUAUAUCUGUCAGACAUACGAGCGGUUUUCCCAUGUUGCCAUGAUACUGGGUAAAAUGGUCCUGCAGCUUUCCAAGGAGCCCUCGGCACGGCUGCUGAAACACGUGGUGCGCUGUUACCUUCGCCUCUCCGAUAACCCCAGAUGUAGGGCACGUGAAGCUCUCAGGCAGUGCCUUCCUGACCAACUGAAGGACACCACCUUCGCACAGGUCCUGAAGGAYGACACCACCACAAAGCGCUGGCUGGCUCAGCUCGUCAAGAACCUGCAGGAGGGCCAGGUCACUGACCCGCGCGGCAUCCCUCUUCCUCCGCAGUGACUGCUGGCGGAGGUGGCGGAUCAGGGAAAGAACAGCUCAGGUUUACAGAGAACCAGGAACAGGUGACCUCUUCUACAAGAAACUGGGCAUGCCGGCUGGCUUCCAGCCUGCCGCCCUGUAGGACCAUUCCACCCAGGCAAAGGGCUGCUCUGGAGCAGUGCAGGGUACCCCUGGGGAUCRCAACACCAGCAAAUACUGACACUGCAGCUUAAGAAAUCAAUAAAAAACAUUUGUAGMGAUCCCCGGCUCUCCAGAAGGCUUGGCUGGCAUCUGUUCCUCCAGUGCCAGACAGGGGCUAGUGCAGAGGUCCACGCUUCCAGCCAGCUCAGUCCCUACACAAGCACCAUGUGACACGGGAUGCGUGGUGUGUCCCUCCGGUUCCUUGUCACUCCACGUUUACCAGUCUGUUUGGAUGAGCAAGCUCAAUAAAAGCUGGUGCAGUUGCAGCCGCUCUCCAGCCUGCUCCUCCGCUGCCGGUGGCCUGGGGACUCGCUCUUCCCUGCGAGCGCAUCCUUGCCCYGGGCCGCGCAUCCCGCUGGCACAGCAAGCUGCUCGCUUGCCUUGCUUUGGCACAAAGGCAGCAGCUGGAGCCGGGCCCACUGCAGUAUUGGCCCCAGGAGGAGGGUAGAUUACUUGCAGCGAAGCCAUGCGUCAUAAGCUGGGUUUUCAGGGCGCUGGGGGAGGAAGAGACAGCAGGACUGUGGUCCUUGUGCUCUAAAUAGUGCAUUUCCUCAGCUCC
Molecule: messenger RNA, 1667 nt
Organism: Nothoprocta perdicaria
Lineage: Eukaryota; Metazoa; Chordata; Aves; Tinamiformes; Tinamidae
Gene: CNOT9
Product: CCR4-NOT transcription complex subunit 9
Exons: 8
Coding region: 23-928 (301 amino acids)
Biological process (GO): mRNA catabolic process; negative regulation of translation
Cellular component (GO): CCR4-NOT complex; P-body; CCR4-NOT core complex
Source: RefSeq, a predicted model, not a curated record